Molecule: messenger RNA, 899 nt
Organism: Drosophila persimilis
Lineage: Eukaryota; Metazoa; Arthropoda; Insecta; Diptera; Drosophilidae
Gene: Rpn12
Product: 26S proteasome non-ATPase regulatory subunit 8
Exons: 1
Coding region: 47-841 (264 amino acids)
Biological process (GO): proteasome-mediated ubiquitin-dependent protein catabolic process
Cellular component (GO): nucleus; proteasome regulatory particle, lid subcomplex; proteasome regulatory particle
Source: RefSeq, a predicted model, not a curated record
ACGAAACUCAUUGUCCGUUUGCAAACAUAAAAAGUAAUAAUUAACAAUGGCUUCAGUGGAAACGCUAUACAAGGAACUGACCGCCGAGUGGGCAAAGCGUCCGCCCAACACCAAGAAAUGUGGCCUUCUGCUGGACCAACUAAAAGUCGCCCUAGUCAAAAUGGUCUUUCUACCGACAGACGGCAGCGAGGCCCAGAACUCGAAAAAGCAACUGCUUCUGGCUCGCUGCGUGCUUGAAAUCGCUGUGGAGCACAGUGUGUUGAGUAAGGAUCUACAGGCCUUUGAGCGCUAUAUGUCGCAGCUGAAGUGCUACUACUACGACUAUGCCAAGAUCAUUGGCGAAUCGGACAACAAGUACAAACUGUUGGGGCUCAACUUGCUGUACCUGCUUUCCGGCAAUCGAGUCUCCGAUUUCCACACCGAGCUCGAGCUGCUGUCAGUGGACAUCAUUCAGCACAAUCAGUACAUUCGUCCCAUCUUGGCCCUCGAGCAGUACAUUAUGGAGGGCAGGUACAAUAAGAUUUUCCAGGCCAAGUCUUCAAUGCCUGCUGAAGUCUACAAUUACUUUAUGGACCUGCUAGUGGAGACAGUGCGCGACGAGAUUGGUGCGUGCAUUGAAAAGUCCUACGAGAAAAUCUCCGCCAAGGACGCAGCCAAACGUCUCAAUCUGCGUGUCCCGGAUGAGAUCAAGGUGUUUGGCGAAAAACGCCAGUGGAAGCUGGAGGACAAUGGCAACUAUAGUUUCACGGACCGUAGCAUAAAGCCAAAGGAGGCCCUGCCCUCCGAAGAGCUGGCCGAGCAGGUGCUCAGCUAUGCCCGUGAUCUGGAGAUGAUAGUUUAAACCUUAAGUUUGUAAUAUUUUUUUAAUAUGCAUAAAUAAAGUAUCAUUUAAUCUCCUA